Messenger RNA from [Torrubiella] hemipterigena, 5048 nucleotides. The record is from the annotation of a GenBank genome assembly. NCBI's taxonomy places the organism in Eukaryota, Fungi, Ascomycota, Sordariomycetes, Hypocreales, Clavicipitaceae.
GGCCUCUCCUCGUCACUCUUCUUUUUCUUCCGCAAGAUCUUUUUUAUAAUUCUCACUCCCCCCUCGUCAUCACAACAACAGCAGCUGCAGCCACUACGCAAAUACACCAGCCAGUGCGUGUCUGCCCCUGCGAUCUCAGACUACCCCGCCCCCGCACCGCAUCUCCAACACGCUGCUGCACCCUGCACGCGAGCCACCAUGGCUAUCUCCGACCUUACGAUUCUCGUCUCAACGCGGGCGGUGCUGACUCAGGACGAUGAUUCCCUGGUAAUGUCACCCGCGACAAUCACAAUAUCGUCCAAGACUGGAAAGAUUGUCUCUGUGCAGCCUUCCGUAGUGCCCAAGGACCAGUGCCCUGCAGACGCAGUCUAUGUGGACUACUCGCCCAAGCUGCUUCUUCCAGGUCUUGUAGAUGCGCAUGUUCAUCUGAACGAGCCUGGUCGUACGGAAUGGGAAGGCUUCUGGACCGGAACUAGAGCUGCUGCAAGUGGAGGUGUGACGACAGUCAUUGACAUGCCGCUUAAUGCUAUUCCGCCUACAACGACGAUUAAUGGCUUUAAUGAAAAGCUCGCCGCUAGCCGUGGACAAUGCUGGGUGGAUGUUGGUUUCUAUGGAGGAGUUAUUCCUGGAAAUGCUGAUGAGCUGAAGCCUUUGGUGGAAGCUGGUGUUCGUGGUUUCAAGGGCUUUCUAAUCGAAUCUGGUGUUGACGAAUUCCCUGCUGUCAAUGGCAACGAUGUUGCCCUCGCUAUGGAAACGCUCAAAGACUCAACCACAACGCUCAUGUUCCACGCAGAGAUGGUCCCGGCCGAGGGUGCCCCUAAGAUAGACGCCACCAACAGCGACGCAACCGCCUACAAGUCCUUCCUCGACUCACGACCGCCAGUGUUUGAAACCACCGCCAUUGAAGAGAUUCUCUCGCUCGCUCAUAUUGCCCCCAAACUUCCUCUCCACAUUGUCCACUUGUCCGCCACACAAUGUAUCCCACUGCUACGAGCGGCCCGCGAAAAGGGCAUCAACAUCACCGCCGAGACAUGCUUCCACUACUUGGGCCUGAGCGCCGAAGAAAUCGAAGCAGGCGAUACCCGACACAAGUGCUGCCCGCCGAUCCGCGAGGCAAACAACCGCGACAAACUCUGGGCCGAGCUUGUAGCCCCCGACUCGUGCAUCCAGACUGUCGUAUCUGACCAUUCGCCCUGCACACCUGAGCUCAAGCUGCUUCCGCCACACUUGCAGCCCGCCAACGGAUCAGCAACGCCUAACAAGUCUCAAGAAUCCAAGGGCGACUUCCACGGCGCAUGGGGUGGUAUUUCGUCUGUUGGUCUCGGGCUGCCUAUUCUUCACUCGUCUGCCAAGGCGAGGUCUGGCGCCGUUCCUAGUCUGACGGACAUGGUCCGCCUCUGCUGCCAGGCUACAGCGAAACAAGUUGGCUUGUAUCACCGUAAGGGUGCGCUGAAAACGGGCAUGGACGCCGAUGUUUGCGUAUUUGACGAUGCAGAGGUGUGGACGUUUUCACAGGGCGAUAUGCGCUGGAAGAACAAGUGCUCGCCGUGGCAAGGGCACGAGUUUACAGGCCGUGUCAAGGAGACAUGGCUGCGCGGACGCAAAGUGUUUGAGCAUGGUGCCGGCAAUGCAGGCUUUGUCGAAGAGAAGCCAUUUGGUGAGUCCAUUACUGAGAAGCGCACAGCAUAGAUUUAAAAAGAAAUUCAGUUCAAUCCAGUCUUUGGUAUAAACAUAUGCGCCUGCGUCUAUUCUAUACAACUCCUACGUCGCUUAAAUGGCAAAAUACACGCUUUUCAGUUCCGUCCAGUAAUCUGUAGCAUAUCGACUAAAUUCGCGGCCUUGGCCUGAGCUCUUCCACCCACCAAACGGCAUGUCCAUGGCUAGGACAGGUGAUGUGCAAUUGACGCCAACGCUACCGGCCUCGAGUCUCUUGGCUACUCGAAUGGCGCGGCUGAGGUCGCGAGUAAAUACGCUGGCGUAGAGUCCGUACUCGGAGUCGUUAGCGCGAUUUAAGGCGUCAUUCUCUUCUGAGAAGCGGUUGACGAUGAGAACAGGACCAAAGAUUUCUUCCUUGACAAGUCUCGAGUCCUCAGGCACGUCGACAAGGAUUGUUGGCUCGACAUAGUAUCCGGGCGAUGCUUCUCUGUUACCGCCAUGUGCGAUUCUGAUUCCAGACUGUUUGGCCAGAUCGAGGUAGGCAAGCACACGCUCGAAUUGGAGGCGAUCGGCCUGGGGGCCACGCAUAGUGCCUUCGUGCAGAGGGUUUGCGCUGGCGCCCAUGGCUGACAUGGCGCCCUUGACACCCUCGAUAAACGCCUCGGCAAGAGACUCGUGGACAUAGACUCGCGUAAUAGCGUUGCAUACUUGUCCUGAGUUCAUGAGAAUGGACAUUGUGGAUGCAGGAAUGGCUUUUGCCAAGUCGGCAUCCUCAAAGAUGACAAGCGGGCUCUUUCCGCCCAAUUCAAGAGAGACACUCUUGAGAUUCGACUCGGCAGCACAUUUCUGAAUCGCUUUGCCUGUGGCAGUGCUACCUGUAAAUGAGAUCUUGCGGAUCUCCAUGUGGCGUGCUAGUGCUUCACCACACGGUCUGCCAAAGCCGCUCAGAACAUUGAGCACACCAGGAGGAAAGCCUGCCUCGCGGGCACAUCGAGCAGCAACGAGUGAGCUAAGAGGCGACUUUUCACUCGACUUGAGCACUAGUGUGUUUCCAGUAAUCAAGGCCGCCGACACUUUAUAUACCAUCAUCAUAACGGGGGCGUUCCAUGGCGUAAUGGCUGCACAAACACCGUACGGCUGUCUCAGACUGACAUUCAUGAAGCCCGCAGAGUUGAGCGAGCUCUCGCCCGUAAUGUCAAGUGCCUUUGCGGCAAAGAAGCGCACAAUGAUGGGCACCAUGGGCGCCAGACGGUCAGGAUAUGCCGGCUUGCCCAUGGAGAUGGCAUCCAGAUAGGCCAUUUCCUCGGCCGCCGCCUCUAGAGCAUCGGCCCAUUUGUUGAGAAAGUGCGCGCGCUCAGUUGCAUUGCGUUCAGACCAAGCAGGCAGCGCAGCCUUGGCAGCCUGCACAGCGAGCUCGACAUCUUCAACGCCCGCUUCAUACACGGAAGCACUGACGGCUUCUGUAAUCGGGCUGAUUACAUCAAAGCGUUUGCCAGAGACGGACGGGAUGAAUUCAUUGUUGAUGAAGAGCCGCGACUCAAUGGCUUUGGGGGAAGGUUUGGGGAGAAUAACGACGGGCGAGUCUCUCAGAUCUGCAGUUGAGAUGGGCGCCAUAGUGUCUGUGUAUUGCGAAUGGGGGAGUGAAAGGUACAGAGAAGAGCAAACAAACAAGAAGGAGGAAGGACGGGCACCCGGCUACAUAAUCACCCCGGACAGACAGGCAAACACGUCAACCAGCAUCGUUAUAACGACUUUCCACUCGACGCAGCGCAACUAUCGUCUUACACGAGCUUCUCCGCGCCGCCCCAAACUGUCAAUGCCGAAACCAUCUCUUCGGCUUACACACGCACACGCCCCCCGUUCAUUGUUCUCUGUCCAAGGGGGCGUAUUACAUUCGAAAUAUUCUUAUAUCCAGAAAACGUAGGGUUGCCCCAUCUUGCACGCCCCCCUCCCCCCUGCCCUUCAUCCGAUCGUAUUUAUUCGGUUAGCUACGUUGUUAGCACGGAGCCUGGUUGGGGUGGCUGAGAGAUCUCCACUUAGUUAGGAUAAAGGAGGACAAUGAAGGCAAAGCAUGCGACUAGCGGGCGAUCGCCGCCUGCGGUUUCCCUUUUGGUAGGCUGUUUUUUGAUUUUAAUUCCCUUAUCCGGCUCGCCUUUACACGUUGUGGCUUCGGCACGCGAACGCCCGCACACCACCAACCAGUGUACUUGGUGCUGGCGCAGUCUGCUUACGAUUUCGUAAUUUAGCGAGCUCUGAGUGGUUACAGACUACCGGGUUUUAGUCUAUUCAGCCGCAUUAUAUGGCAAUAUUCAGGGUAACUAGUAAAAGAGGGAGUGGCUUGAGGGCGUUCCAGCGAUAGAUUGUUGGUGGUGUGGGAUCUGGGCGGCGGCGCCAAGUGAUGCAGAAUCGACGACAAUCGGGAACGCCGAAACAGGAAACAAGAAAGAAAGGGAGUAAAAUACGAAGAAAGACGGCACAGAAAGAGAGAACGUGUUCUUGCGAACAGACGGUUUAGAGUGGAAUAAUAACGUUUUAAGGUGUGCAGGGGAACGUGGCAACAUUGUGUUGCAGUGCAGCAGCAGGGCGAGACAAGCUUGGAAUCAAAGCACAAGCAGGGAACCACAAGCUAUUCGUGGAUCAGUCAGAAUCUUUCGGACAGUCUCCGGACUAGCAGCUGAAGACGGCCCUGCUCUAUUCUUCCACGGCCUCUUGCCUAAACAAGAAACUGUUGAGCGAUCUCACGUCUUCCAAACGUGCUUCCAUGCACAACAUCUCCAUAUUCCUGCAAGCCCAGGUCUCAGCUAGUGGCAAUUUUACCUUCUUUUGAUCCCCAACAAAGGGUUCAUCGUCAUCUCGAAACCCAGGGCCACCCAAUUGCCGGCGGUAUCUAGUUUGCAAGCCAGCAGUUUCACGUUCUUCUUGCCUUGCAUCAUGUACACACACCCCUCCUAGCGGAAAGACGGAAACUUACUUGACGUUGCAUUGCGUUGUGGUGCGGUGCCAUUGUCACUUUCACAUCCGGCCUAGCGGAGUUUGGCUAGUGUAGAUAUCAAAGCACGGCGUGGAUGCUAGCCAUAGGGACGGCUACGCUCGGAGUUGCACGGAAAAGUGGUCUUUCCAUCGAGAUGGACGACGUAACAGCGGCAGGCAGUGCUACACUGCAUCCUCGGCCCUGCGAUGCACGGCGUGUAAGUAGUAUACGGGGGGAAUACGGCUUGCUGGGCCGGUUCUACUGGAUUUUAUUACACGUCGGAAAUGUAUCUGGGCGGAAAGUACAGGCCAUCGAGGUCAUCGAGAGUAGUCAUCGAGAUAGAGACAGCUAUCAUGGGCGACGGCAUAGAGGACCAGAGACAAGUAGAAACGAAAUGAAGCUGUAUAGCAAUAUAUCAAAA